This is a messenger RNA of Papilio machaon (common yellow swallowtail), 1796 nucleotides long. RefSeq names its product protein scalloped (gene scalloped). Gene Ontology annotation, cellular component: transcription regulator complex. Bases 356 to 1693 code for a protein of 445 amino acids. The record is from RefSeq and is a predicted model, not a curated record. The transcript is spliced from 12 exons. Gene Ontology annotation, biological process: hippo signaling; embryonic organ development; regulation of transcription by RNA polymerase II. Lineage: Eukaryota; Metazoa; Arthropoda; Insecta; Lepidoptera; Papilionidae. Gene Ontology annotation, molecular function: RNA polymerase II cis-regulatory region sequence-specific DNA binding; DNA-binding transcription factor activity, RNA polymerase II-specific.
AGUGUGCUCGAGUGUUUUUGUGUUGUUGAAUUCGCUCGAGUGUGCCUACUGAGAUGGCGCAAUUUUCGAAAGACGCGGUAUGGUAUGGUUCGCCCGCGUUACACUUCAGUCGCGUUGGUGGCUGUAUGCGAUUUGACGUAUUUCGUGCCGUGCGCGGUGAUGACACUUGUCAACUUAUUUUAUGAAAUGUCAAAUGUUUUACACGCAUUGUGCAAGUGAAUAAUAAACAAAUUGACAGUGAAAUUGAUUUAAAUGCAGUGAAUUUCUUAUCGGUGACAUGGACUGUUAUUACUCGAAAUAUUAUCCGAGGCGUAAGUGUCAAAUGGAAAGUUUCCAGCGGUGAUCAGUUCGCACGAUGCACCCCGCCGGGUACUACGCUAACAUCGCGAGCGGCGCGCUCGCAGCCGGCACGAUUGCGUCCCCGUGGAGCGCGGCGGCCGGCGCGCCCGACACCAACGGCUCGGGCGGCCCGGACGCCAAGCACCUCGACGUCGGCGACGCUAGUGACGAUGAAAAGGACCUGUCAGCUGCAGAUGCGGAGGGUGUGUGGAGUCCAGACAUCGAGCAGAGCUUUCAGGAGGCGCUGGCUAUUUACCCGCCAUGCGGUAGACGCAAGAUCAUCCUCUCCGAUGAGGGCAAGAUGUACGGAAGGAACGAACUCAUAGCGAGAUAUAUUAAGCUAAGGACAGGAAAAACCCGCACAAGAAAACAGGUCUCGUCACACAUACAGGUGCUAGCGAGGCGGAAGCUACGAGAGAUACAGGCCAAACUCAAAGUGGACGGUGGUGUGAUGAAGGAUAAGGCGAUGCAGUCGAUGAGUACGCUGUCGAGUGCGCAGAUAGUUGCAGGCCUGCCGCAUCCGGCGUACCAUACGCAAUUUUGGCAACCUGGUCUACAAGCAGGCACUUCGCAAGAUGUGAAGCCGUUCCCGGGUGCGGGUUACAAGGGUGUGGGCUUAGGUCCAGGUGUCGGCGUGGGCGUGGGCGGCGCGGCCGACGUGGCGCCGCCGCCGUGGGAGGGCCGCGCCAUCGCCACGCACAAGCUCAGACUAGUUGAGUUCUCCGCCUUCGUUGAGCAUCCCAGAGAUGCGGAUACGUACCCUCCGAGCACAGCGCCUGCGCAACACCUUUUUGUCCACAUAGGUGGCACUGUCACCUACGCGGACCCCUUAUUAGAAUCAGUAGAUGUUCAACAAAUAAACGAUAAAUUCCCUGAGAAGAAAGGUGGCCUAAAAGAGUUGUACGAGAAAGGACCGAGGAAUGCGUUCUUCCUUGUCAAGUUCUGGGCUGAUCUCAACACGAAUAACUUAGAUGAUCCAGGUGCCUUCUACGGGGUCACUAGUGUGUACGAAAGCAACGAGAACAUGACAAUAAUGUGCAGCACGAAGGUGUGCUCGUUCGGGAAGCAGGUGGUGGAGAAGGUGGAGACGGAGUACGCGAGGUUCGAGGGCGGGCGCUUCGUGUACCGCAUUCAGCGCUCGCCCAUGUGCGAGUACAUGGUCAACUUCAUACACAAGCUCAAACACCUCCCGGAGAAGUACAUGAUGAACAGUGUGCUGGAGAACUUCACCAUACUACAGGUGGUGACGAAUAGAGAUACUCAAGAGACAUUAUUGUGUGCAGCGUUUGUGUUUGAAGUGUCGAACAGUGAGCACGGCGCGCAGCAUCACAUCUACAGGCUCGUUAAAGACUGAACACCAUCGCGUCACCACACAACAGCACAACACAACACAACAACACAACUCUGUCAUACUAAUACUGCACACAAAAAAAUACACGAUUCUAAUUUAUUAAAAA